AUGGAGACCCGAGAGGAAAAGCUAGCCACUUGGGCAGAACCUUCUAUGACCCCACAUCAAGGCAUCAGGGUCUUGAAAGGUUCGCUGUCGCUUGAUUCAAAUGAUUCGGGGAAACGCACGCACAUCCUAGAGGACAGAAUUCAAUUCAACCAAAUUGAAGGCUGUCUCCAAAAUCCUCGGGACGAUGCUAUCGUAAGCGACAAUGCUGAUAAUCCCAGUCUAUGGCACUUCAAAGCGAUAUCACUUCCCCGAGUCCGGCCCGGCAGACUCGCCCUGUCCGUUCCCAAGGAGACAUUCCAGAAGAUCCAAGAUUCAUGGAAUCUUCACCCGCGCACGAUCGAGAUAUGGCUGUCUAACAAUGGAGUUUUGACAACACUCCACCAUUCCGGUCGAUCAUCCCUUGUCAUGAAAGUAGCCAAUUCGCGCACAACAGGCUUCGACUGUGUGUCCGUCACCUGCGACCCUUCUCGUCGCACAACCUACGUCCUAUACCACCAUCUCUUCGAUGAAUACGCUGUCUUCAACACCCUGUUGUCGGCACCGGAACAAUGUAUCGACCCCUAUUUUCAUGUCUCUGCCCUCUAUCGUUCGCACCAUCAACACAUCGAAGUCUACCGUAAUACCAUCGAUUGCACCAUUCUGGGAAUCGAGCGACAAACGGGCUUUGGAAAUCCGGGCAGGUUGGAUCGAGGGCGUCGUCCCAGUAUGGAUGAGUAUCCUGCCCUUGAUGAUCCAAAAAGAACAAUUCAAGAGCUAGGCUACUGCCAAACGGAUAUCGCUAUCAUUGGACAUGUUGGCCGAUGUUGCUUGGAUUGCGGAGAGUGGCUUAUCCAAGCCAUUGAUGCGAGCCUUCUAGAUGGGCAACUUUCACACGAUGUGGGACAGAACAGUAGUUCCAGUUCCCAGCACCAGGAUCAGCAGUUGUCGGAGUAUUUAAAGGCUACACAGCGGAUGGUUCGCCAAGACGUCGAGUAUGUGCGGAGACGGACUGCGAUGCUGUUGUCACAGGUGCAGCAAAUGAGCGAUAGAACUCAGAGCCAAACUAGCUAUAUGCUGAGUGUCAUCACGCAAAGCGACGCAGAAUACACAGCCGCAAUCGCAAUAGACGGGAAGCGCGACAGCAUAGCCAUGAGAACAAUCUCUAUUCUUGGCAUUGUUUACCUACCGGCUACCUUUGUGGCUACUUUGUUCAGCAUGGACAUAUUUUCUUGGCCUGGUACCAGCAACAAAAGCAACGAGACAUCUUCUCUGGUAGCAUCACCGAGUAUUUGGAUAUACUGGGUAGUGGCGGUGCCUUUGACUGUUAUCACUAUCCUCAUAUGGGUUGUUUGGGCUAGGAGAGAAAACCAAAAGAGCAGGAAGCGGCUAAUGGUUUCUCGCACAAGGUCUUCUGAAUCUGAGAGCGGAUCUAGUGAGAAGAUGGUAUAA
Penicillium subrubescens is the source of this 1428-nucleotide messenger RNA. RefSeq lists its product as uncharacterized. Lineage: Eukaryota; Fungi; Ascomycota; Eurotiomycetes; Eurotiales; Aspergillaceae. The record is from RefSeq and is a predicted model, not a curated record. The transcript is spliced from 2 exons. Bases 1 to 1428 code for a protein of 475 amino acids.